ACGCACGAGGAAUACGUACACCACCGAAUCAUGUUUGUCGAGGCGGUCUUCGUGGCGCUGUGUCUGGCAGGUGCCGCAUCUGCCGGCGCAGUGCUUGCAGCACCGUCCCCAUUGUACGCCCCAGCGCCAGUUCUGGCAGCACCCAGCGUCCUCGCUGCUCCUGCUAAGGCACUUGUCGCUCCUGUGGCUGCGGUUGCUGCUGUACCAGUGACAGCUCAGUCCUACUCCUUCGGUUACAACUCGGCUGACGAGUUCGGAACGCGCGUCCAGCGCCAGGAGACCAGCGACGUCAACAACGUGCGCACGGGCUCUUACAGCUAUGCCGACGCCAAGGGCAUCUUCCGCCACGUUAAGUACGUCGCCGAUGCUGGGGGCUUCCGCGCUGCCAUCGAAACCAACGAGCCGGGUACCGCCCAGGGACAGACCGCCGGCGCCCUGUACAACGCAGCCCCUCUACAGGCUGCUCCUGUGGCCGCUGCUGUGCCGUACAAAGCCGCGGCCGUACCCGUAGCAGCGCCGUACGCGGCGUACGCGGUUAAGCCUGCCGCUGCUCCAACGGCUGUUUACGCUCCGGCACAGCCAAAGUACGCGGCCCCUGCGCCAGCCUUGGCCCCUGCUCGAGCUGUCGCCUAUGGACCCAAGUAUUUAUAAAGACGACGCAGGAAGUCUCCACUAAGCCUCGUCGCCUCAGUGGAUAGAAGUCGAUGAUGGACACGUGUGGUGCUGAGCUAUUUCUACGGUCAUUAAACGUUUUGUUUUACGAAUCAUAAAAGCGACUUUGAAUGCGAUCAGACUUAGGUUGAUCUUGUAGUUAGUAAACGCAGCAUGGAAGUUAUAUUGCAACUAUUCACAUUCUCCGCUCUACCACGGAAGCAGUAAUGUCGAUUUCUGUGUACGUCAGGAUUACUUGAGUAAACGGAGACCGAGGAAUUGAAGGCUGUGAAAGAGUAAAGUUCUAGAAUUAUGAAACCAUGAAUGGAGCUGCACAUUGUUGGAUCACGGGUAUGCUUAAGCUCGGCCAUCCAAGGAAGUCUGUUAAUCAGUAUGUUGAGCUUCAACAGCCUUCGACAACAGUGUUUUAAGGGAGAAACUUUGAGCUUUGCAUGGUUGCCUGGCUGUGCGGAUCGUGAAUACGUUCGUUCCGUUUUUCGAUUACGCUUAAAAUGCUUAUGUUCAUAAUACGAAGACCUUCAACUACAAGUGUCUUUCAGUGAGGGUGAAAUGGCCAUUAUUUCUGAGCGUGCACCGCGUAUCUAGGACUGCAGCCUUUUCACUGUCAGACGCAGACGUGUAAGUGGAUAUUGGUUGUGAUAUUUUUGACGAUGUUAGGUAUGUGUAAACUAAACACUAACUACAGUUAUAUGACGCUUUUCGAUUCCUGAUCACGUUCCUUCUUUCUGAGCAUUUGUAAAAAUGCGCAAUAAAUUUUAUUCGCUAUA
Messenger RNA from Rhipicephalus microplus (southern cattle tick), 1439 nucleotides. RefSeq lists its product as uncharacterized. Gene Ontology annotation, cellular component: chitin-based extracellular matrix. Gene Ontology annotation, molecular function: structural constituent of chitin-based larval cuticle. The record is from RefSeq and is a predicted model, not a curated record. NCBI's taxonomy places the organism in Eukaryota, Metazoa, Arthropoda, Arachnida, Ixodida, Ixodidae.